AUGCAGUCUGAAAACAGUGGCCAGUCACAUCUCGAACCUUUUCGACAUACAGAUAGUACCGCAAAAGAUGUACAGCAAUCGAAGUACUCUGAAAAUUACGUCGCCGACAACAAAGGCGCACAUCCAAAGACCUUGCGCCGUGAAUCUUCAAAGUCCGCAAACUUGAGGCAGGCACGUGGAUACGUCAUAAUCCAGGCCGUCUGCCGACUUGUUUCGACAAUACUGGCGCUGGCAAUAGCCGGACUUGUUGCUAGGUCUCUGGCCGUGUUUAAUGCAACAAAGAAUUACAAAGUCCUCAUGAGCUUUGCGCUGGUCAUGCCUGCUUGGCCUUCGGAUUAUGGCAGAUCGCUCAUGGCUACUUACUUGCUUCUGGCCGCAGCCGCCAUCACUUUGGUUUUCGGAAUCCUCAUGGCCGUGACAUGGUGUCUCUUGGCGGAAAAGACCCAAUGGAAGGGGCGGCUUGGCCAUGCUCUAUCCAUCGUACUUCCGUCCAUUUCUUUUGCAUUGUUUGUAGCGGCAUUGGUCGUUUUCAAGCUUUAUGACGGGCCUGAUGGUAUCCGCGGUUGGAGCUGCAUGCAUCAGAAUAUUGAAGUCGAUUUUGACAGUAAUGAGAUUGGCUUGGGUCGCGUCUGUAAUGCACUGAACGUAGCCUGGGGCCUUGGAAUCGCUGUUGCUAUACUGGAAUUUGUUACCUUGGUCAUUAUUUUGAUAAAUGGUCUCUCAGCAAGAGGUCGUGAAAAGAAGAAGAAGCACGUCAAGGUUACUCGAACUGGAUACCACGAGUUGGAGCCAAUGGUUGAUCAGGAGCUCGCCUAA
Pestalotiopsis fici W106-1 is the source of this 816-nucleotide messenger RNA. RefSeq lists its product as uncharacterized. Lineage: Eukaryota; Fungi; Ascomycota; Sordariomycetes; Amphisphaeriales; Sporocadaceae. The transcript is spliced from 3 exons. Bases 1 to 816 code for a protein of 271 amino acids. The record is from RefSeq and is a predicted model, not a curated record.